Molecule: messenger RNA, 2979 nt
Organism: Lotus japonicus
Lineage: Eukaryota; Viridiplantae; Streptophyta; Magnoliopsida; Fabales; Fabaceae
Exons: 2
Coding region: 1-2979 (992 amino acids)
Source: RefSeq, a predicted model, not a curated record
AUGACUAGGGCAAAUCCUGGGUUUGUGCAUCCAUUAAUUUCUGAAAUAGAUAGAGAGUUUCAUAGGUUAAUUAGAGCACGUAGAGCUUUUGUAAUUGAUCCUCAUUCAAGUGAUUCUGAUUCUGACCUUGAUUUUGAUUCUGAAUUUGUUGCAGUUUUUUAUAACAUGGCUGAAGAAGGACCGCGAGAAAGAACAUUAAGGGAGCUGGCUGCACCUGAUUUCACCUACGAAAGCUUGUGUAUCCAGUAUCCUGAGGAUGUACCAUGUGUACUCAAAACUGGACUAAUCCAUUUAUUGCCUAAGUUUGGUGGUCUUGCAGGUGAAGAUCCUCAUAUGCAUAUCAAGGAGUUUCGUACUGUCAUAUCCACCAUGAAACCUCCUGAAGUUGACAAAGAUCAUAUAUGUUUGAAGGCUUUUCCCCAUUCUCUUCAGGGAACUGCAAAGACUUGGCUGUAUAACCUGCCUCCUUCAUCCAUUGCAAGCUGGGACGACCUGAAAAGAAAGUUUCUUGAGAAGUUCUUCCCUGCCUCUAGGACAACUUCAAUCAGAAAAGACAUCUCAGGAAUCAGGCAGCUACAUGGAGAGACUCUACAUGAAUACUGGGAAAGAUUCAAGACACUAUGUGUGAGCUGCCCCCAUCACCAGAUUUCCGAGCAGCUCCUAGUUCAGUAUUUCUAUGAGGGUUUGCUCAACAUGGAGAGACAUCUCAUUGAUGCUGCUUGUGGAGGUGCAUUGAAUGACAUGACUCCUACUGAAGCCAGGCAGUUGUUUGAGAAGAUGGCUGCUAAUUCUCAGCAGUUUCACACAAGGAGUAAUGAUGCUGUUAAAACUGUUAAUGAGAUUGGGACAGAUCCAAGGAUGGACAAGCUUGAGAAGAGGAUGGAAACCAUUGCCAGCUUGGUUACUCAAUUGGCCAUGAACCAGAAUAAACCUUCACAACAGGCAAAGGUUUGUGGCAUUUGCACUAAAGACCAUAAUACUGAUGUUUGUCCUUCUCUGCAGGAACCUACGGAUGAGAAUCCUAAAGCAUAUGCUGCCAACAUUUUCAAUAAUCGACCUCAGCAAAAUUAUGAUCUGUCAUCUAACAGAUAUAAUCCUGGCUGGAGAAAUCAUCCAAAUCUUAGAUGGCAAUCUAAAGAAUCUUCAUUGGAGGAUAUGUUGAAGCAGAUGACAGCCCAAAACAUACAGUUCCAACAAGACACCAGAUCCUCCAUUCAGAAUCUGACCACCCAGAUAGGACAGAUGGCUACUUCAAUAAACCAUCUACAGUCCCAGAAUUCUGAUAAGCUGCCCUCUCAGACGGUUGUGAAUUCAAGAAAUGUGAGUGCCAUCACCUUACGGUCGGGGAAGCAAAUUGAUGCAGAUCAUGGACCAGAGCCAGAGCCUGAACCUGAAAAGGAGACAGAGACCACUGCCACAAGAACCUUCCAAGUACAACCACCUUCCAUUCCUCUUCCAUUCCCUCCGAAAGCUAUGCCAAGCAAGAAGAAGGAAGAGGUAGAUAAGGGAAUCUUGGAGAUAUUCAAGAAAGUGGAGGUGAACAUACCUCUACUUGAUGCACUCAAGCAAAUUCCAAGAUAUGCAAAGUUUCUGAAAGAAUUAUGCACUCAGAAAAGGAAGCUGAAAGGAAAUGAAAGAGUUCGCAUGGGGAGAAACGUUUCUGCAAUCAUAGGUAAAGCUAGUAAACCUGCUCCUGUUUCUGAUGUUCCUGAAAAGUGUGAGGAUCCAGGUACGUUUUAUGUUCCUUGUGUCAUAGGUGAUACUAAAUUUGAAAAUGCCAUGCUAGAUCUAGGAGCUUCAAUUAAUGUGAUGCCUAUGUCUAUUUUCAAAUCACUUUCACUUGGACCUUUGAAACCUACGGGUGUUGUCAUCCAAUUAGCAAAUAGGAGCACGGCACACCCUGCUGGAUGGGUAGAGGAUGUUUUGGUUAGGGUUGGUGAACUUGUUUUCCCUGCUGAUUUUUAUGUGCUUGAAAUGGAAAAAGGAUCUUCCCGUAAUACAGUUCCUAUCAUUUUGGGGAGACCAUUUUUAAAGACAGCCCGAACCAAGAUAGAUGUUUAUGCUGGUACACUGACUAUGGAAUUCGGUGAUAUUGUGGUUAGGAUAAACAUUUUUGAUGCUAUGAAACAUCCACCUGAAGACUAUUUUGUGUUUCAUAUUGAUUUGCUUGAUGAACUGCUUGAUGAUAUGCUUGAUGAACAUGGAUCUGAUUUCCUACAUGAUUCUGAUUAUCCUUCCCUAACUGAGUCAUACACUUGUCAUACAUGUACUGCUACUGAAAUGUGUGAUUCUUGCAUUGAUCAAUUUUUGGACACUGUUGUUGUUGACUCAGAUGUUAAGAAAUCUGAUUGCACUAACCCAGUUGUUGAAGUGCAGGCUGCAGAAACUGUAUCUGCUAGUUUGGUUCCAUCUGUUUUGCAGGCACCCGUAUUGGAGCUUAAGCCCUUACCAGAUAACCUCAAGUAUGCUUACUUGGAGGAUGAUAAGAAGCUCCCUGUCAUUGUUUCCUCAACCCUUCAUGAAAAUCAAGAGGAAAAGUUGCUGCAAGUACUAAAGAAGCACAAGAAAGCUAUUGGUUGGACCUUAGCUGACAUUCUUGGUAUUAGUCCAUCCAUGUGCAUGCAUAGAAUACUCUUGGAAGAAGGAGCGAAGCCAGUGAGACAACCACAAAGGAGACUCAACCCAGUGAUACUUGAUGUUGUGAAGAAGGAGAUCACCAAGCUGCUACAAGCUGGAAUUAUAUAUCCGAUCUCUGACAGCUCUUGGGUGAGCCCAGUUCAAGUGGUCCCUAAGAAGACAAGACUUACUGUAGUGAAGAAUGAGAGAAACGAGCUUAUCCCUACUCGAGUGCAAAACAGUUGGAGGCUCAAUCAAGCAACUAGAAAGGAUCACUUUCAUUUGCCCUUCAAGGAUCCUUCUCUUGUGGAUGUUACCAUGGAAAAUGUUUCCUUGGUUGUUUCCACCCUCCGCCCGCCAUGA